This is a messenger RNA of Magallana angulata, 5108 nucleotides long. RefSeq names its product transmembrane protein 94-like. The record is from RefSeq and is a predicted model, not a curated record. Lineage: Eukaryota; Metazoa; Mollusca; Bivalvia; Ostreida; Ostreidae. Bases 230 to 4357 code for a protein of 1375 amino acids. Gene Ontology annotation, molecular function: nucleotide binding. The transcript is spliced from 29 exons.
UUAUCAAGAUGGCUGACUAAUGCCGAAAAUUUUGAACUUGAAAUUGUUAUGUUAUGUUUGUGCUUUAUAUAUGAGCGAAGGAACAUGUUCACUUUCAAACAUUCACGUUGGUAACGUUUGACAGCUAUGAGUUACAUCAGCAAGUGCUUUUUAUCGGGAAAUCGUCAUGCAAUUAGCACUUUUAUACCUCAAUCGAUAACAAACGGAUUUAGUGUUGUAUAUUUCAAUAAUGGAUAAUUUACCUUCAACUGAACAAAAGGGAUAUACAAAUCAUGAAGCUCUUCAAAGACUUCAUACCGAAAUGUCAAAAGAAAUUAAUUUGCAAGAAGACAAGGAAAAACAGCAAUCCUUUGGAUCCCUGUGUAAAUCCCUUGAUCCGUCACAGAUCCAGUCUACAUUCCACUGGAGUGGUUGUUUCAUUGUGGCAACAAUUGCCAUAUUAUUGCUUGUCACAUUUGGAAUAAGUACUCAAAACUCAGACAAUGGGUUUGGAUGGUACAAAGUUGAAUUUGUGAUCUGUGUGUUCACCAUUAUUAUAAAUGUAUGGUUUUCUGUAUGGAACACUCGACUACAGAGAAGAGAAUUUAUUCGACUAUCAAAGCUAGCUUUGAGACGCAUAGAGGAUGUUUUAUCCAAAUCCGAUUGGUGUGCUGAGGAUUUUCCAUUCAUAAACUCGCCAAUAUCACCAUGCAUUUCUCUGCAAUGGACAAUCAGAGAUGGGAUAAAUACCAAUGUUCCAGUUCCCUUGUUGGUCAAGGAAGACAUUAUCCUUCUAAGGCCAGGACAAAGAGUUCCAGCAAAAUGCGUGAUACUGAAAGAGAAUUUGAUUGGAGACAAGAUUCUUAUGGAGGGAGAUAUUUACACACAGGAGCGAGAGGCAGAAAAAAGGAGAUUAAGUGCAGAUAUUCCUCAGAGUAAAACUCCAGUGGCUGUCAGUUACUUCAAGCUAUUAGAGACUCCAUAUAUAUCACAACUUAGGAAGAUUUUGAGUAACAGAGUGGGGCACCCUGUUAGCUCUACAGAAAAUGAGAGAUACAAUAUAGCAUGUGUCUGGCUGGAGAGAAGACUGCUUCCUGUUGUAGCUGUUUUACUACUGGUUGUAAACGUGUUGAGGACCAUGUACAUUCCAGGGCAUGUUGGACACUGGACAGAAACGGUGGUCAUUUUACCAAUCAAUGCUAUCUUACCACUAACUCCUCUAUUUCUGCCCAUUUUGUGGAGAAUGGUGAAUUACUAUGGACAGGCUAGAGUGUAUGCAGCAUUCAAAGUAGCCAAAGAAACAAAGGUGCUGUGUGAAGACAGUUUUAGCAGUGACAGUGACAUAUCAGAAGAUGAAGCUAAGGUGGACAUUAAGCUGAAUAAUAUCCUAAGCCUCUACUGGGACCUCGCCAAUGGCCAAGGUUGUUACAUCUCACGGCAGAUCAACAUCGCCCAGACUCUUGGAUCUGUGUCGUCAUUCUGUUGUGUGGACAAGAAGGGAAUCCUCUCCUGGCCCAAUCCCACAGCCGAGAAGAUCUGUUUCCUGACCCCAGAGUCACAGAGAGACCCAGUAAAUGAUGAGGAGGAUCAAGGUUUUUCCAAUUCCUGUGACAAAAUCCACCCCCACCCGGAGGGGACGGAGAAACAUACAACACCUCAUGCAGCAGGCAGCAGUGUAGAAGUUUUGGAUCUCACUCAUGCUUCCAUGAAUGCUUUUGAACUUCAAUUUGACGACCCAAGCUGGAUGAAGUACCUGUCAUCUUUGAAGCCUCUGGGUCUGAAUAUCCUUGCUAACACCUGCAAUGGCAAGACCGUGGAUUUGUACACAAAGUUCACGGACCACGUCGCUUCCGAGGCCCUGGCUAAUGAGGACACAGUGGCAGUGGUCAAUAGAAGAUGUCUGUGCGAAUUGGCUCGACAGAUCGGGUUCACCGAGAAAGCAUUGGACGGAUUUUCAUUGGACAGAAUUCUCGGUGUUUACCGACAGGUGUCCCCUGAAGAGUCUGCCAAAGCUAAGGUGCACAGAGCCAAGUCGUUUGUUCACCACCAGAUCCCAAUGCCCAACAUGUUCUCUGUGGUUAUGAAGGAGAAGAUGUCAGGGUCUAGCCAGAUCUUUUCCCAGGGGACAGGGGACAUCCUAGUGGACUGUUGCAGUGAUUACUGGAAUGGAGAGGAUGUGUGUCCACUGACGGAAAAUGACAGGAAGAAGGUCUUGGAUUUCUACCACCGAUCCAGCAUGGCCGCCUACUGUACGGCCUUUAGUUACCGACCUCUGACCCAGUACAUCUCCCCCCACCUUUGUGAGAACUUUAUACAGGUCCCCCAGUACUGGUCCAGCAUUCAGGAGCCAACCACUGUGUCACUAACAUCAGACACAGACCUGCCCUACGAUUCUCACCUGUGGAAGGAGUCGCGGGCCUUCAGCAUGGACUCUUUGUUUGACAACACGAGCACCUCGUCUGUGGAGGACACGGUUGGCUGCUGUCAGGCCCAGAGUAACCAGGUGUUCAUCGGGAUGGUCACCAUGCAGUACCAGGCCAGACAGGAUUUUGUUCAGCUUAUUGACAAAUUGGAAAUUGCCUGCAUCAGAUUUGUCCAUUUCUCUCAAGAAAAUGAAGUCAGAAGCAGAGUGUUCUCAGAGAAGAUGGGACUAGAGGCUGGUUGGAACUGCCAUAUUUCCCUACGGUCAGAUUUGGGGGUAGGAACAGCCCCCACCAGUGCUUCAGUCUCGCAGAUGGAGCUCUCCAAUCGCUAUUCAAGUCGCCACUCCUCGGACACAGCCGCCCGCGAAACAAAUGCCUGUGCCCGACUCUUUCAGUCACAGGAAUCCAUUAGAUCUCGCAGCCACAGCGCACCGAGUGUUGUCAACUUGGACUCUUCUCAAGUAAGGUUCCAGAUGUCGGAUGUUAAUAACGGCAAGCAGCGUCAGCGGUUUCUGAGUGAACAUCAUUGUGAGCCACUGGUCCCCACCGAUAGCCAGAACCAUGGGAGUAGCAGUCCCCCAGAGAGCAUUGUCAAUGAGAACACUCCCUUAAAUUAUGAAGAGGAGGGGGAAGUGAUAUUGAAGUCUUAUGAAUGGACCAAUCAGAAUUCAGAUAACAUGGGCAGUGCAAGUAGAAAUGCAUCUAGUUACUUGACUGAUGACAGUUUAACUGGUGCACUUGACAACAGGGCUAGGUUACCAAAAGGAAUAGAAAAUAUUCGACCUCAUUUGGAAAAUGUGGACAAUGUUCCUUUGUUAGUGAAUCUCUUCACAGACUGUACCACAGAAACGACGUGUGAGAUGAUGGAGAUCAUGCAGGAGCAUGGGGAGGUGGUGGUCUGUACCGGCAGUAAUCUCAACAUUGAAAACGUCGACCUUUUUCUGCAGGCAGACUGCAGUAUGGCGGUGGAGCCCCUGUACCCCUUGGUGUGUGCCAGGAACGCCUCCACGCUGACCCAGUGCAGGGACGACCCUCUGUCCCCCAUGGCUGUGGCUGCCUCACUCAUCAGCCUGCCCUGUCCUCUCAUCUUCAAGUACAAAGACAAUAUUGGAGUUAUCCAACUCGUCACAGAGGCUCGAACUUUUCUCCUGUCCCUGAAGAACACGUUCUAUCUGAUGCUGUGUUAUCACCUGUCUGUGACCUUGGUCCAAGUCCUGGCCUCCCUCCUGCUCCUCCCCCCUGUCCUUGCCCCCCAGCAGUUGUUGUGGCUUCUCAUCUUCGUCAUCCCCCUCAUCAGCCUCAGCAUGAUGGGUAAUGCGGUGGAUUUCAGAAUCAUGAACAACGCCACAGUCAAAUAUCCCAAGAAUAUUACCAUAGAGAUGAUAUUCCAGUUUAUUUGUUACUACUGUGUGAGAUUUUUACCGGCCAUUUUAGUGUGCUUAUUUUGUUAUACAUUUACACUCCACUCUUUUUGUGAGAGCGUUUCCACAGACUUUCCAUACUCGUGUGCAAUAUUUAGUUUUAGCCCUCAGAAUGGAACUGUAACGUGGUAUGAAAAGUAUUCCGGGGGUCUUGUUGUGGCUCAAAAUAUACUCCUCUUUUUACUGGUUUUAUAUUUUGCUACUAUAUCGGUGAGCUUUGUCCACUGGUCGGACCCCCUCUGGCAGCAGUUGCCCACCACCAACAAAGUCUGGCGUGUCGCUGUCCCAGCAGUGCUGUUGUUUCAGUGUGUGUUCUUUGCCUGUGAUAUUGUGAUUCGGAGUGACGGCCUGCCCUUCACCCUGUCCCUGGGGGAUGUUCACCCAGCUGUGUAUGCUACAGGCCUGCCCUUCGCCCUCAUCAUUGUGGUCAUAAAUGAACUGGUCAAGAGACGUGAAGUCAAAUUAUACUCUAGGUACCAGAAGAGAAGAAGGCUUAGCUUUGGAACAAAAUUGGGAAUGAAUUCUCCAUUUUAACUACAACUGAGCUUAUUUGUGUGAUAUUGUAGACAUUGUAUGGUGCAAUCAGUAUGAUGUUGUGUGUUUUGAUGGCUAAAUGUGUGUACUUGUAUGUUCUGAAAAAAAGUGCAAAAUUGUUGUAUAUUUUUGGAAAGAGCCAUAAACCAAAUAAUUUAUUUACUAGACAUAUUACAGGUUUACAUUUGAAGGAUGCCAAAAGAAAAGUUAAAGCAUUAUUAAAUAAAAUAUUUUGUUCUUGAUUUUUAACAAUUCCUUUUAUAUUUCAAUUUUAUUUUAGCAGUAUUGUCUUUGCUUUUUCAUGGAUGUUGGAUGUUAUACAUGUACAGUGAAAUUACAAAUAUGUUGUUUUAAUUUCUGUUUAUUAUACAUGUACAUGUAUGGGUUUUUUUCUACAAGGUCUCAAAACAUUUCGCAUUUAUAUGUAUUGGACAGAUCAAACUGACAAAAUAUAUUGAUGAAUUUCAAUAAAAAGAUGAUGUCUUGUAAAAUACAUGAAACCUCAGUUUGCUUUCUUUUGUUUGGGUUGAUCCUUUUGGAAGUCAUAACCCCAUAGGAAGCUAAAAGAAAGAGGGAGGGGAGAUAAAGUAGCAGCAGCAGUAAACACCUUGCCAUUGUCACUCAAAGGGAAGAUUGAUUUUCAAUUAUGAUCCAUAAGAAGGAGUUGUAAUGCCAAAGUGUGCCUUUGUAAGGAGAAAUGAAACAAAACAUCAGACACUAUUUAAAAUCUACAUGACAUGUACGGCCUUUC